This is a messenger RNA of Haliaeetus leucocephalus (bald eagle), 1692 nucleotides long. It is a transcript of the gene SART1, whose product is annotated as squamous cell carcinoma antigen recognized by T cells. Bases 1 to 1692 code for a protein of 563 amino acids. The record is from RefSeq and is a predicted model, not a curated record. Lineage: Eukaryota; Metazoa; Chordata; Aves; Accipitriformes; Accipitridae. Gene Ontology annotation, cellular component: U4/U6 x U5 tri-snRNP complex. The transcript has 17 exons. Gene Ontology annotation, biological process: mRNA cis splicing, via spliceosome; maturation of 5S rRNA.
AUGCCCCCCCAAUUUUGGGCCGCAGCCCCCAAGGCCGCUGCGGCCGAGUCGUCCCUCAGUGUGGAGGAAACCAACAAACUCCGCGCCAAGCUGGGGCUGAAGCCGCUGGAGACAACAACCGUCAAGAAAGAAGCCGGGACCAAGGAGGACCCAGUGGCGGCCGACGUCAUCAACCCGCUGGUGCAGCGGCAGCGGGAGGAGAUCCGGGAGAAGUUGGCAGCCGCCAAGGAGAAACGUCUCCUCAACCAGAAAUUAGGGAAGAUCAAAACAUUGGGGGAGGACGACCCGUGGCUGGACGAUGCGGCCGCCUGGAUUGAGAGGAGUCGGAAGCUGCAGCAGGAGAAAGAGCUGGCGGAGAAGAGGGCCAAGCUGCUGGAGGAGAUGGACCAGGAGUUUGGUGUCAGCACCCUGGUAGAGGAGGAAUUCAUGAGAAGGAAGAGGGACCUCUACAGCUCACGGGACCUGCAGGGGCUGACGGUGGAGCAUGACAUGGGGGCCUUCCGGGAGGGGGAGACCCUCGUCCUCACCCUCAAGGACAAAGGGGUGCUGGAGGAGAGCGAGGACGUCCUGGUGAACGUCACCUUGGUGGCCGAGGAACAGGCGCAGGAGAACGCCGAGCUGCGCAAGAAGAAGCCCCCCUACGUCCCCUACGAGGACGAGGACCCUGCUGCCGCCACCCAGGGCCCCAAGGAACACGUGGUGCUCCCCAAAUACGCUGAGCCCCCCCAGCGUCCCUCCUUCCGCCUGGGCCCGGGGGGGACGCAGGGGACAACGGGGGUAGCCGGCGGUGGCCUUGGGGACCCCCGGCAGCAGUCCCCCGCCACCGGCCCUGCCCCCCAAAGCCUGGAGCUGCCCCCCCUCCGCCUGGCCCCCGAGUACCUGACACCCCAGGAGAUGAGCGUGACUUUCCGGAAGACGCGACGCCGGGUGCGACGGCUCCGGCGGAAGGAGAAGCCCCUUCGCGCCGACGACCUCCUGCCCCUGGCCCCAGGGGACACCCGUGGGGACUUUGGCUCCAGGUGGGCCCUGGAGCGGGCAGGGCGCCCCUCGCCUCCAGGGGCCCCUGACUCGGAAGGGGAGGAGAAUGUGGGCUGGAGCAGCGUCAACCUGGCGGAGGAGCGGCAGCACCAGGAUUUCUCAGCCUCCUCCACCACCAUCCUUGACGAGGAGCCGAUUGUUAACCGGGGCCUGGCUGCUGCCCUGCUGCUCUGCCAGAACAAAGGGCUGCUGGAGACGACGGUGCAGAAGGUGGCGAGGGUGAAAGCCCCCAACAAGUCCCUGCCCUCGGCUGUCUACUGCAUUGAGGACAAGAUGGCCAUCGAUGACAAGUACAGCCGGCGCGAGGAAUACCGCGGCUUCACGCAGGACUUCAAGGAGAAAGAGGGCUACCGCCCCGAUGUCAAGAUCGAGUACGUGGACGAGACCGGCCGCAAGCUGACACCCAAGGAGGCGUUCCGGCAGCUCUCCCAUCGCUUCCACGGCAAAGGCUCCGGGAAGAUGAAGACGGAGCGGAGGAUGAAGAAGUUAGAUGAAGAGGCGCUGCUGAAGAAGAUGAGUUCCAGUGACACCCCCCUGGGGACGGUGGCCCUGCUGCAGGAGAAACAGAAAGCCCAGAAGACGCCCUACAUCGUUCUCAGCGGCAGCGGGAAGAGCAUGAAUGCGGUGACAAGAUCGGGGACAGUGCUGGGAUAA